AUGAGCAAUAUUCAGUCUGUCAUAAAUCCUAUGGAGGAUAGCUCUACCAGCAGAACAAAGCAAGAUGAAGCUUACAGCGAAAGAUCGAUGCAAACUACAUUGAAGCGUGCCAAUGAGAUAGUAACUCAAUUGGAGAGCAUGGACACUGUAGACCAUGGAUUUGUGAAGAAAGAUGUUCUUGAUAUACUCAGAACUUUGGCGGAUAGGCUGAAUGAAUCUACAAAGCAGGUGCAACAACUCAAGUAUAAGAAUCUAUUGUUGUCGAAUAAGACAUCUAAUGAAAAUCAGAUGAGACAUGAAGUAGAGGAAAACUUGAAAACACAGCAAUUUGAGAAACUCAAGAGUCAGUUGUAUGUUGAAAAUGUUCACCUGAAUGAGCAGCUCCAUAUUAAAGAGAACAAAGUUACAAAAUACAAGAAGAAAAUCAUUGCCAAGAACAAACACAUUAAUCAACUGAUGAGGUUACUGAAUCAAACACCCCAGCUAUUGGAUUCAUCCCAAUCAGAAAGUUCGAUGAUUUCAAAUGCAAGAGAAGAUACUGAAGAAGCUGAUACCACCAUACCAAUAACAGAUUCCGGGCGAAAGGCCAAACCAGUUAAAACUGAAACACAUAUGUUAAAUGCCUUAGGUAUGCUGGCCUCUCAUGUUCUAAAAGAUGAAAACAAGGCCGAUGAUACUUCCGGAAAUGGUGAUGAAACUAGAAUAGAGGAAGACGACUCUGUAAAUAGAACUAUUUUACAGAGUGAAGUCAAAUCCUCUAAUCAAGAAAUAAUGGAUAGAAGUCCGACAUUUGCUAGAAGUUUAGCACCGAUACUACCACUAAACAAAAAAGAGGAAUUGCAUAGUUUAAGAGUAGUUCUUCCAAAUAUUCCCAGACCAGAGAUGAAACUAGAUGUUAAACUUCCGGUAAUGAAAAGAUUUAAUACAUUAGAUGGUUCUGUGAAAGAUAUUUCAUAA
Molecule: messenger RNA, 957 nt
Organism: Nakaseomyces glabratus
Lineage: Eukaryota; Fungi; Ascomycota; Saccharomycetes; Saccharomycetales; Saccharomycetaceae
Gene: FDO1
Product: Fdo1p
Source: RefSeq, a predicted model, not a curated record